UACCUAGAAAGUUAAUACUAAUUAAUGAGUAAUCAGAGUUUUAUGUUGAGAAGAAGGGAAAUUUCCACUAUUGUAACUUGGUGAAAUGCAUUGAAAAGCUAAAAACGAUCUCUCGAGCAAAAUCCUGCAAAUGCUGCUACUCUGUACUGAAUCACGGCCAUCGGAGUUCUCAGCUGUAAAUUCAUGGCGUCUUUUGACUCUGUUCUUUUUGCAUUUGGAUCCAUUAGACAAGUAAUGCAUCUCUUCAAACCAGAGUGAGAAUGAAACCUCAAAAAGCCCUCAACAGGCCUCCGACUGUGCUUCUCUUACUCUUUCUGGCUCUCAUUUCGUCAAUCCUCAUCCUCGCUAUCCAAUCCACAUUCUUCAGCGGGGCUGGGAAAAAUGGUGUCAACAGCAAGGAUAUAUCUGAUCUUUACGCUUUCCAACAAAUCCAGCAAUGUGUGGCAACAAAGGGCCUUGGACUCACUGCACACAUUAUUGACCACUGUAAAUUAGUGCUUAAGUUCCCAAAAGACACCAACAAUACGUGGUACAAUGUGCAAUUUAAAAAUUAUGACCCUCUGGAAUACCCAUUUGAUGUUUGCGAAACCAUUUUACUUUGGGAACAGUACCGUAACAUGACUACAAUUUUAACAAGGGAAUAUCUAGAUGCUCGGCCUAAUGGGUGGCUAGAGUAUGCUGCACAAAGGAUUUCACAAUUGGGAGCAAAAAAGUGUGACAAUAAAUCUCUUUGUGAGGAACAUCUAAAUCUUAUUUUGCCAUCAAGGCCACCUUUCUAUCCCCGUCAGUUUAGGACAUGUGCAGUUGUUGGGAACUCGGGUGAUCUAUUAAAAACAGAGUUUGGGCUAGAGAUAGAUGCCCAUAAUGCAGUUAUUCGGGAAAAUGAGGCCCCUGUCAAUGAGAAAUAUGCAAAGUAUGUCGGGCUGAAGAGAGAUUUCCGCCUUGAUCUGAGAGGAGAGAGAAGAAAAAAUUUGGUACUCUUUGUUAAAGGUAACUCUGAUGAAGUGUUGAUAAUUAAAAGUAUGAUUCAUAGAGAUUUCAAUGCAAUGAUUAAGGGGCUUCCAAAUCCAGUUUAUCUUUUCCAAGGUAUUGUGCUUCAAAGAGGUGCGAAAGGAACAGGAAUGAAAUCAAUUGAGCUGGCUAUCUCCAUCUGUGAUAUUGUUGACAUUUAUGGCUUCACUGUCGAUUCCAGCUAUACAGAAUGGACACGCUACUUUUCAGCCCCUAAGAAGGGGCAUAAUCCACUGCAAGUGAGAGCAUACUACCAACUUCUGGAGUGCCUUGGUGUUAUUAGGAUUCUUUCUCCUAUGAGGGCAAAGAGGAAAGAAGACUGGUCCGAUGCACCUAGUAGGGAAAUGAUAAACCAUGCUCAUGCUGCUGCUUAUCGCCUGAAGAGAGCCCAAACUGGUCAGAUGGACAGUGACUUUGGACCUUUUCGUGCUUGUAAGGUUUGGGGUUCUGCUGGUUCAGACAAGGGACCACUUUCAGGUUCACCCGACAUGACUGAGACUAGAAAGAAGUCAAAUUACAGCAAGUGGGAGGUGCUUCCAUUUGAGAUGCUAAGGAAGGAAUCCCAGGAGCACUACAUUGAAAUGGGGGACGUUUCUUUGUACAAAAUGGAUGGAAACAAAUUGGAUGACCUUGUGUGCUUGAAGCAUGACCCGAGAGGUUGGACACGAGCAUGAUAACAAGCACACAGAGGGUCGCUUAUCAAUCGAGGGAUCAAUAGUCUUCAAGCGAAGUAUAUUGAUUCUGUGUACAUGGCUUUGUCACAAGAGAAUUAGAGGUGAAGCAAUUGUACAUGCCCAGUGAUAAAGUGUAUCAAAAUUUGCUGAUGUUGUUUGGGUGUAUAGGCGGUUAGGGUGGCAGGGUGCCACAACAUGAUAUCUUAAAUUUUCAUUUCUAUGAUGUCCCAAGUUAACAUUGAAAAAAAGAAGAAGAAAGAGGGUAGGGUUGUAGGGUGAAAUGUUCAAAAAUUCAAUGUUUAUUGUGAACGUUGAGAUUCAGUCUUUUGCAUGCGGGAUCCUUUGGAUGAAGGGACAAAGAUGGGGAUUAGUGGGCCCAGUGAUUGAAGGACUAGUGCUCUGGCCCUCCCGGACUUCAAAGUUUUUCUUGGAGGUUUGAAAAACAGAAGGAAAAUGAAUCUCUUGUAUUUAGCUCCAUAUAUUUUGUUCACUGACUAUUCUAACGUGUAGUUGUCCUCUCGACUGCAGAAUUCAAAGACAAUUAUUGCUGUGACAUGUUACUGAUUAGCAUUUGGCUGUCAGUUCCAGAGGGCUGAAAGUCUUAUUCCAGCUGUGAAAAAACUUGUGUUCCAUUUUAAAAUCACAAUCAUCAUAAAUAAAAUAAAGGCGAGGUAAAAAUCUUCCUGCCACCUUUCUGAAUUCAUGACUUACUUCCUUUUGCUCAUACAAUGUUACAAAAACUACAGUGUCUGUCCCGUUUUGGACCUUAAAAAUCGAAUGGUUGACUGAAAUCAUACUGAGCUACACAUCUAAACAACUUAUCGUGAGUCGACCUGCGGAGCUUUGAGAAAUGGACAUUUGCAUAAUCUUGUGUU
Molecule: messenger RNA, 2560 nt
Organism: Amborella trichopoda
Lineage: Eukaryota; Viridiplantae; Streptophyta; Magnoliopsida; Amborellales; Amborellaceae
Source: RefSeq, a predicted model, not a curated record